Messenger RNA from Trichophyton rubrum CBS 118892, 468 nucleotides. RefSeq lists its product as uncharacterized. Lineage: Eukaryota; Fungi; Ascomycota; Eurotiomycetes; Onygenales; Arthrodermataceae. The transcript is spliced from 3 exons. Bases 1 to 468 code for a protein of 155 amino acids. The record is from RefSeq and is a predicted model, not a curated record.
AUGCACUACAGCUACGUUGCACUCUUCACCCUUUUGGGCCUAUUGUCUCACGCUGAAGCUAGAUCGUGCGGAGAUGAGUAUUUGUACUGUGGGUCUACCCUCCAAGGUAAAGGAUGGAGCCAGACUGAGCUCGUCAAUAUAAUCAAUAAAGAUCCAUUUCCCAACCCAAACGCCGUUGACGACUAUCGGAAUGCACUAUUCCAAUGCGGUGGUAGUGAUAACCCUUUCUUCGUUGGAUACUGCAAUAGAGGUUGUGUUAAUGAGGGUAGCGGGCACGAUGACGUUUGUAGGGAUUGUAUUCUAAUAUUUGCCGCUUCAACCACUUCCAUAUUGCUUCCCGUAGUUUCAACAUCCCUAGGUUGCGGUGGAUCUCCGCUUCUGGAAUAUAAGCUAGUUUAUACCUGGCGGAGUUUGGGAUGGAAGGACAUUGAUGUUGCAACAUUGGGUACGCUGUAUGAUGGCUGCUAG